AUGUCUACUGCCAGCAGACUUAGCAGGCUACCUCGCUCGAUUAAUCGACCACUGCAAUGCCCAUACGAGGGCAACACGCUGCUACAAAGCUCGCGUUUCAACAAGGGAACGUCAUUUCCCAACGAAGAGAGGGAUCUUUUCAAAUUGCAUGGACUACUACCGCCCAAUGUCCAAACUCUCGAUGAGCAAGUGCAGCGCGCAUACCAGCAAUAUAGCAGCCGAGGCGAUGACCUCGCCAAGAACACGUUCAUGGCUAGCAUGAAGGCACAGAACGAAGUGCUGUACUUCAAGCUAUUGCAAACCCAUCUCAAGGAAAUGUUUAGUAUCAUCUACACUCCCACUGAGGGUGAUGCCAUCGAAAACUAUUCGCGACUGUUCAGGAAGCCCGAGGGAUGCUUCCUCAACAUCCGCAAUCAGCACUCUAUUGACAGCCACUUAUCACGGUUUGGAAAUGAGGAGGAUAUCGAUUAUAUUGUCGUCAGCGAUGGAGAGGAGAUUCUAGGAAUCGGAGACCAAGGUGUUGGUGGAAUUCUCAUAUCUGUGGCCAAACUUGCGAUCACUACUCUCUGUGCUGGUAUUCAUCCUGCACGACAACUUCCAGUGGUUCUCGACUGUGGAACGGACAACGAAGGCUUGCUGAAAGAUGAGUUGUACUUGGGACUCCGUCAGCACCGAAUUCGGGGCAAGGAGUAUGAUGAUUUCGUGGAUCGCUUCGUCCAGAGUGCUCGGAAGCGUUUCCCCAAAGCCUACAUUCACUUUGAGGACUUUGGACUUUCCAAUGCGAAAAGAAUUCUGGAUAAAUAUCAGUCACAAAUUCCCUGCUUCAAUGACGAUAUUCAAGGUACUGGAUGUGUGACUCUGGCUGCCAUGAUGGCGGCUUUACAUGUCAGCCAAGUCCAGAUGGAGGAUGUCCGCGUGGUGAUAUUUGGCUCGGGUACAGCUGGAACAGGAAUCGCAGAUCAGAUCGCGGAUACCAUUGCGACAGAGACUCACAAGCCCAAGACCGAGGCUUCGAAGCAAAUUUGGUGUCUCGAUAAACCAGGCCUUCUUUUGAAGUCCAUGGCGGAGAAAUUGACUCCGGCUCAGACACCAUUUGCCCGAGAGGAUACUGAGUGGCCAGAAGGGAAAGAUAAUGACCUGCUAUCAGUUAUUCAAAACGUCAAACCCCACGUACUGAUCGGCACAUCCACGAAACCAAAGGCAUUUACGGAAGAAAUAAUCCGAGAAAUGGCCAAGCACGUGGAACGACCAAUCAUCUUUCCUUUGAGCAACCCGACUCGCCUUCACGAAGCCCAGCCAAAGGACAUCUACGAAUGGACAGACGGCCGAGCACUAGUUGCAACAGGCAGCCCUUUCCCACCAGUGGAGUUUGGUGGCGUGAAAUAUGAUAUUGCGGAAUGCAACAAUUCCACUUGUUUCCCUGGUAUUGGACUUGGUGCGGUUCUUUCACGCAGCCGACUUGUUUCGAAAAAGAUGCUUGUUGCAGCAGCGGAAGCACUUAAGGCACGCUCUCCGGCAUUGGAGGACCCGAACCGGCCUCUCUUACCUGAUGUAGAAGAUGUGCGAGAGAUAAGUGUGGAUAUAGCGGCUGCUGUGAUCAAAUGCUCAGUUAGCGAAGAUCUUGCACAGGAAGAAGGGAUUCCGUCUGAGGAUACUGAGCUUAGAGAAUGGAUCCGGGCACAGAUGUGGGAGGCUGUGUAUAGGCCUCUCGUAAAGCCACAGGCUUGA
Messenger RNA from Penicillium longicatenatum, 1728 nucleotides. RefSeq names its product NAD-dependent malic enzyme. Gene Ontology annotation, molecular function: malate dehydrogenase (decarboxylating) (NAD+) activity; NAD binding. NCBI's taxonomy places the organism in Eukaryota, Fungi, Ascomycota, Eurotiomycetes, Eurotiales, Aspergillaceae. Gene Ontology annotation, biological process: malate metabolic process; pyruvate metabolic process. The transcript has 7 exons. The record is from RefSeq and is a predicted model, not a curated record. Gene Ontology annotation, cellular component: mitochondrion. The coding region runs from base 1 to 1728 and encodes 575 amino acids.